AUGGACCGCAUCGUCCGGUCUGUCUCUCGCCAAUUGUUGCGACCCCGUCCGCGAUACCCUUUCUCCAUCCCGUCUGCGCCCGCUGCGAAGAGACUGUACACCAUGGGACACAAUAGGCCAGAGUUGAAAGAUAAAUCGCUCUUGAUUGAGAAGUGCUAUGUCAAUGGCGAGUGGGUUGGUGCCCAGUCGGGCCAGACCUUCGAAGUUCACGACCCGGCCACUGGCCAGCUCAUUGGAACAUGCCCGGAGCUCGAUACCGCCGACGUUGAGAAGGCCAUCUUGGCCGCCUCGGAGGCUUUCCCUUCAUUCCGCACAACCCUAGCCCGCGAGCGCGCGCGCAUGCUGCGCCGCUGGUACCAGCUCAUGAUUGACAAUGCGGAUGACCUGGCGAAGCUGAUUACCUGGGAGAACGGCAAGCCGCUCGCCGAUGCCAAGGGCGAGGUGAACUACGCAGCCAGCUUCUUUGAGUGGUUCAGCGAGGAGGCGCCUCGCGUCUACGGCGACACUAUUCCGGCCUCCGUACCGGGAAACCGUGUGAUUACUCUCAAGCAGCCCGUUGGUGUGUGCGGUCUGAUUACCCCGUGGAACUUCCCAGCUGCGAUGAUCACCCGCAAGAUCGGACCAGCCCUGGCGGCCGGUUGCACCGUUGUUGCCAAGUCUCCUUGCGAGACUCCCUUCACUGCUAACGCUCUGGCCGAGCUUGCCCACCGGGCGGGCAUCCCUAAGGGCGUUGUUAAUAUUGUUACUUCCUCCAAGAACACCCCCGCGGUGGGUGAGCUUAUCACUACUCACCCGGAGGUGCGCAAGGUCUCCUUUACGGGCUCGACUAACGUCGGCCGUCUGCUCAUGAAGCAAGCCUCUUCGACGAUCAAGAAGGUGUCCUGGGAACUGGGUGGCAACGCGCCUUUCAUCGUGUUCGACGACGUGGAGGACCUCGAUGCCGCCGUGAAUGGCGCCAUCGCCUCGAAGUUCCGUAGCUCCGGCCAGACCUGCGUCUGCGCGAACCGGAUCUACGUGCAGAAGGGUGUCUACGAUGAGUUUACCAAGCGUUUUGUCGCCAAGGUCAAGGACUUCAAGCUCGGAGCUGGCUUCGGGGAGGGUAUCACCCACGGACCCGUGAUCCAUGACCGCGCGGUCGCGAAGGCGCACGAGCAUGUCCAGGAUGCAACCUCCAAGGGUGCUCAGGUCGCUAUUGGCGGCCAGAUGGCCACUGCACUUGGCCCCAACUUCUACGAACCCACCGUGUUGACUGGUAUGAGCAAGGACAUGCUCCUCGCCUCGGAGGAGACCUUCGGCCCUGUGGCUGGUCUCUUCCCCUUCGAGACUGAGAAGGAAGUUGUUGAGCUUGCCAACAAGGCCGAGGUUGGGCUGGCUGGUUACUUCUUCAGUGGAAACGUGCGCCGCAUCUUCCGUGUCGCUGAGGCCCUAGAGGUUGGUAUGGUUGGUGUGAAUACUGGUCUGAUCAGUGAUGUUGCCUCGCCAUUUGGCGGUGUCAAGCAGAGUGGCUUCGGUCGCGAGGGCAGCAAGUAUGGCAUUGACGAGUUUAUGACCAUCAAGAGCGUCACCUUUGGUGGCAUGGGGGAGCCUCUGCAGGCAUAA
Molecule: messenger RNA, 1599 nt
Organism: Penicillium canariense
Lineage: Eukaryota; Fungi; Ascomycota; Eurotiomycetes; Eurotiales; Aspergillaceae
Product: NAD-dependent succinate-semialdehyde dehydrogenase
Exons: 3
Coding region: 1-1599 (532 amino acids)
Biological process (GO): GABA catabolic process
Molecular function (GO): succinate-semialdehyde dehydrogenase (NAD+) activity
Source: RefSeq, a predicted model, not a curated record